This is a messenger RNA of Prunus avium (sweet cherry), 1233 nucleotides long. RefSeq names its product UPF0481 protein At3g47200-like. NCBI's taxonomy places the organism in Eukaryota, Viridiplantae, Streptophyta, Magnoliopsida, Rosales, Rosaceae. The record is from RefSeq and is a predicted model, not a curated record.
AUGGAAAGCCAUAAAAAGGAAUAUUAUGAGAAUUUCUGCCAGCGAACUUCGAAGAAAGAGGAGGAACUAGAAAACUUCAUCCGUGAGAGAGAAGGUGACAUUCGUGGUCGUUAUGCAGGGGCCUUUGAGCUUGAUAUUGACUUUGUGAAGGUAAUUCUAAUUGAUGCCUGCUUCAUCCUUGAGCUCUUUUUGAGGAACGUUAACUGUCAAACCGAAAAGAAUGAAAAUUAUUACCUUUUAAGAUCGCCAUUGCUGAGGAAAGCUGUCGAGCAGGACCUGAUACUCUUGGAAAAUCAGCUUCCUUAUCCUCUUCUUCAAGCGCUAUAUCACUUUGCCAACCCCACCUAUUCCAGUUCCAACCCCGGAAAAAAUGUUCAGGAGAAAGAAGAGGCGGAUGACCUGCAGCACUGCUUGCCUUGCUUCCAGCCUUGUUUUCCAUUUUCCCGCUCGACCCCUUCUGAUGAUCUUCCUAUAGGGAUUGAGAAAACCGAACCUGCUUAUGAUCACCCCUUUCUUAAGCUUACUUGUGAGUUCUUUCGGGAAUACACGAAGUUACAACCCAUUGAGAAUGGAGUACAAGUGAAACAUUUCACUGACUUGGUAAGAUAUUUUAUGUGGCCAGAAAACAUGACUUGGAAAGGAAAUGGCGAGUACAUCCGUACCAAAACUAUAUACGAAGUAAGAAAGCUGAAGGAAGCAGGGGUGAAGUUUUGGCCAAAUGAAGGUAGUGAACGCUUCGUCAUAAAAAGAGGUGAGGACCACAAAUGUAAUUUUAAAAUGGCAUGUUUUAGAAAUAUGAACUUGAAGCUUACAAAAUUUAGGGCAAGGUAUGAGGUAGAAUGCGUUAUUCGAAAUGUGAUGGCCUUGGAGCAGUUUAUGUACGCAGAGACGGCUUAUGUUUGCAGUUACUUUUUGAUGCUGGAUCAGCUUGUGGACACUGUGAAAGAUGUGAAAGUGCUGAUUGAAAGCGAAGUUAUAGUUAACUUGCUAGGCAGCAGCAACGCAGUGGUGAAGCUGAUUAAUUCACUUUGUGAGCAGGUUACGGUUAGUAGAUCCUGCUAUGCAGAUAUCUGUAAUCAGCUUAAGGAGCACUACGAGAUCAGCUUCUACAACCGUAACAUUUCGACCCUGAAACGAGUUUACUUCAAGGAUCUUUGGACGGGCAGUUCAACUAUUCUUGGAGUCUUUGUGCUGGUUUUCUCCAUCAUUGGAACCAUUAAGUCUCUCAUGUAA